Molecule: messenger RNA, 2375 nt
Organism: Pieris napi
Lineage: Eukaryota; Metazoa; Arthropoda; Insecta; Lepidoptera; Pieridae
Exons: 4
Coding region: 623-1633 (336 amino acids)
Biological process (GO): receptor recycling; retrograde transport, endosome to Golgi; endosome organization
Cellular component (GO): early endosome; trans-Golgi network; recycling endosome
Source: RefSeq, a predicted model, not a curated record
ACCUUGUUCAGCGUCAGAUAUACCUGACUAUUUUUGUUUAUAUAACUAGCGUAAUUUAGAUAUAAGUUUUUUCCUGUGAAACAAGCUUGAAAUAAAUUAUUAUUAUUAUUAUUAUACAUUUUAGCGUUUGUGGGUCACGACUGUUGAAAAGUGAUUUUGUCUCGGGUCCAGAACCGUUUAUCUAAUAAUACCAUUACCGUUUGACAAGUGACAAAUAAAAUAUAUAUAAAUUUUGUAAACCAUCACUGAUUUAAUUUAUUAUUUAAAAUUAAAUAUAUAAAUAAUAAUUAUUCUCAUAAAAUAUGUUUGUAAGCAUUUAGCAUCAAGUUAUUUCUUAUCAAUUAUAAUUUGUCAAUCAAUUUAUAGCAUUUACAACAUUUUUAAGUUUCUAAUGUCUAUCAGUGUCUUUAUUAUAUUCUUAAUACCAAAUAUGGCUUUUAAAUAUUUUUAAUACAGAAACAACGCUCUUAAGUCUAAUGAAUACUGUAAUAACGUCAUAAUUUGAUUAGUCUGCCGAGCUGACCAAUUGCUAGUCACUACUCAUAAGUACAUGAACACAUUCCCUUGCAGGUGUUAAUUAUGAAUUAAAGCUGUUUUGAAUAUUAAAUAAAACUCUUAUAAAAUGAAAUGCAAUAUUCGAGAGCUGUCUCUUUUAAGUGACAGGCCUUGUGUUAUGGAAGGAAGACUAAAUUAUAAAAAAGUUACAGGCAAUUACCGAAAUCAGACAGUUUUCAAAGAACGGUGGUUUAGAUUAAUAAAUAAUUACUUAUUUUAUUUCAAAAUAAGUGAAAUGGGGAAAUUUGACACCAAACAGCCAGCUGGUGUAUUUGUUAUGGAAAAUUCUUCGGUACAAAUGGAACAUGGUCACCAUAUUUCUUUUUCUUUCUCCAUUUCCUUUAUAGAUGAACCUGAAAAACGGCAUAUAUUUGCUGCUCGAAGCGAAGAUAAUGUGGUACAAUGGGUUUUGAAGCUAAGACAGUCUUCAUAUGAGUACUUAAGAAACCAAUUGCAUGCCCUUCAGUCUAAGAUAUACUCCAUUACUGGCAAGGACCCAUUGCUGCUGGUACCACGUAAUGAUGGUGCAUGUUUGUGGGCACCAUCUAUACCCUUUUCAACAGCUCCAGCAUGCACAGUCAACACAAACUCAUUCAGCUGUCACCUCCACACCAAUGGAGCCUUUACACUUGAGAGGAGCAAGUCAGAUGUUCAGGCUCACAAACACUUGAGGUCAGAAUAUCAGAACACAACUACAUUUUACACUGACAGCAUAAGUAAGGAAGAAAAACAAAGCUAUGCAUUGGAAAAAAGUAAGACAUCAGUCUUAACAGCUAGUUUGAAUCCCAUAGAUAUAUCUAUUUUUGACAAUAGACCCUUAUAUUCAAGAGCUGCUCCUAGCCCACCUGUAAGAACAAAGUUGUCUCCAAACACCAAACGUGUUGAAGCAAGUAAGGACUUCAAAAUGUUUUCGGAGCAAGGAAAGACUUUAGCUCAGAGUAGCAUUUUAGAUCCUGCUCCAAUUCCUCCUAGAAGAAAAAUAUUACCUAAACAAUCUAAUACAAAUUCAGGAAGUAAUACAAAUAGCAACAGUAGAGACUCUUUAGAUAUAUCAAAUGAAGAUUUAAUUCAAUUGUGAUUGUCUUUAAAGUUUACAAUGUCAUUCAAAAUGAAUUCACCAGCCUGACAUUUUUUUUACUUUGAACCCCCAAAGAAGUAUUAUAAUUUAACCUUCAGUAACAAUAAACAGUAACUUUGUACUAUAAAAUGAUAAAUAUGUACAUUCUAUGAAGUUCUUAGUGUUAAAGCUACUGUUACAUUAUUAUUCUCGUUUAGUUAUGUAGCAACUAGUAUGCAUAGCUUUAAAACUACUAGUCAAGAGUAAAGUUAAUCUCAGCAACUUUUAUAUGCUUUUUGUAUGUUUACAGUAUGGAAGGCCCAUUAGAUCUAGGAUUUGUAAAUGUAGGUCUUCAUUUGUUAAUAAUAGUUAAUUGGUGGCAAAAGAAGUGGUCAAUGUGUUUUAAAUUACCUUAAUUUAUGAUUACUACCAGAAUUGUUUUUUUUCUACCCCACAUCACAUGUAUUGAGGUCCCAUGUAUGUUGAUGGACAUCAUAGAUGUAAAAUACAGUAUAUUUCUAAUCUAUUGUGUGUGUAAAUUUAUUGUUAUUAGCUCCCAUGUUAAACAGACCAAUUCAGAUAUACAUUUUCUUUUGAGCUUUUAAGUUUUAAUAUUGCUUAUAUUAUUCACUCCCAUAUUGAGUAAUGAAUAAUAAAUAUUAUAUUUGUCGUAGAGUAGUUGUGAAUAUUUUUUAUUUAUUCUAUAACAAAAAUAACAUGACAAACUUAGAAUAUAAUAGCUUUUAAUAAAUAUUUUAAAGUA